AUGGGUGAUUCUUUUCAAUUGAAAGGAAUCAAUUUGAAUCAAUAUUUGAUUGUUGUCAAUGGCGUCUGGAGAUGGAGGACAUCUUCAGAUGAGUUCUUUUCGGUCAAACAGGUCAGGAAAGAUCUUGAAGACGCUAAAUGGGCCGAUGUGCCAGAUGAUCCUGAACUUGUCUGGAAUGGUUGGGCCACACCGAAAGGUAAUCUCCUUCUGUGGAGAGCCCUCAUUGGAAGAAUAGCCUCGAGAGAGGGGUUGGUUCGUAGGGGGGUUCCGGUGGCUGAUGUUGGGUGCCCUCGUUGUGGGCUCGAACCAGAAAGCCCAAAUCAUAUUUUUUGUACCUGUUUGUGGGCUAAAUGCAUUUGGUGGAACGUGUUAGCCUGGACCCGCAUUCGUUUUCCGGCUGAGUGUUCCACUCUGGUGGACUUAGUCAGGGUUAUUAAAGAAAGCCCGGGCAGCCCUAUUUGGAAACGUCUAGUGUACACCAUUGUCAUUGCCACGGUCUGGAGGAUUUGGAGUGCCAGGAACGCGAAGGUCUUCGAAGGUACCUUUAUCCCGGUUAUGAAGUCGGUGGAGUUAAUUAAGGAGGACUCUUUUCUUUGGUUCUGUAAUAGAGCCAAGAUUAAGAACCCGUCUUGGGAUAAAUGGGUAGUGUUUGAUGUUUUAGACAUUUUGUAA
Messenger RNA from Helianthus annuus (common sunflower), 672 nucleotides. RefSeq lists its product as uncharacterized. The transcript has a single exon. Lineage: Eukaryota; Viridiplantae; Streptophyta; Magnoliopsida; Asterales; Asteraceae. The record is from RefSeq and is a predicted model, not a curated record. The coding region runs from base 1 to 672 and encodes 223 amino acids.